Parathielavia appendiculata is the source of this 1077-nucleotide messenger RNA. RefSeq lists its product as uncharacterized. Gene Ontology annotation, molecular function: protein binding. The transcript is spliced from 3 exons. The record is from RefSeq and is a predicted model, not a curated record. NCBI's taxonomy places the organism in Eukaryota, Fungi, Ascomycota, Sordariomycetes, Sordariales, Chaetomiaceae. The coding region runs from base 1 to 1077 and encodes 358 amino acids.
AUGGCUGGUCCCUCCUCCCCCGGCAGUGAAGGGCCAUCCUUUGCGCCCCCGCCCCUCCCCGCGGGCUGGAUCGCCCAAUGGGACGCGUCUUCCAGAAAGUAUUACUUUGUGCAGUUGUCGACCGGCGCCUCACAGUGGGAGACGCCCACCGAAGCCGCACCCGUUGGCGGCACCCCUGCCGCCCGCGCCGAGCACCCUUACGGCGUCCCUCAUAAGACUGGCGACAACGGCGCUGAGAUCAUUGUGCAUCCCGACGGAAGCCAGACGGCUAGGUAUCCUGAUGGCAGGCUCGAGCCUGUGCAUCCUAGGGAGGAUGGGUCGGCAGGAGCAGGGACAAGGGGUGUCGGUGGAGGGAGCGGGGAUAGGAGCCUUGGGUCGCUCCUGGGGGGGGUCCUCGGCGGUAAGCCCCCUGGUGGAUCCCAUGGCAGCGGCGGCGGCGUCGGCGGUUUGGCCGGCUCGCUCGCUUCUGGACUUCUCUCCUCGGGCCACGGCAGCAGCGGGCACGGCGGUAGCCACGGCGCAAGCGGCGGCAUAGGUGGAAAGCUUGCGUCGUCGCUGGCUGGCAACCUGUUCGGAUCCAAGCCCUCUUCGCAAUCCCAGAACUACCACGGCGGUCAGACAUCUGGCCACUCUGCAGGCGGCCUGGGAGGCCUCGUUGGCGGAGUCGCAAGCAUGUUGGGCGGCAAGCCCCACGGCUCGGUAGGCCAGCACCAGCCUCCACAUGCGCAGUACCCCGCUCAGUACGGCUCCCCGGCUGGUCACCAGCCACCGCACGCCUAUGGCCAGAACUCAUACGCGCCUCCUCCCCCCGGCGGCGCCGCCGCGCAGCAACAUAACUAUGGCGUCCCACCCCCAAUCCCCUCGCCCUACGGCCAGCCCCACGGCGGCAGCCAGCCGCAGUACGGCCAGCAGCCACAGUAUGCCGGCGUCGCGGCAGCCUCGUACCAGGCUCCGCCUCCGCCCGGCGGCCACUCGCCCUACCCUCUCCAGCCGCAGUAUGCCGGCGGCGCGCCGCACCAGCAGCAGCAUCAGCAGCAGCAGCAGGGCUAUGGAGGCGCUGGCCAGUACCACCACUAG